AUGGCAACUUUGAGCUUGAACUUCAAUGCUCUGAGAGAUUUACAAGAUUGUGCCAAUGGUAUCCUCAGUUUACCAGUAACCAGACAAGCAAUUAUCUGCAACCGAAAAGAAAAAUGGGUUGAUGAGGUAUCCGAAGGAUCUCUAAGAAUGUUAGAUUUGUGCGGAAUAACCAGGGAUGUUAUGUUGCUAGCAAAACAACAUCUUCAAGAUUUACAAUCUGGUCUACGGAGAAGAACUGUAGGUGAAUCUUCUUUCUCAUCUAGCUUGGAUAACAAUUACGAAAAUGUUACCGGUGGUUGUGAUACCUCUGUUGUGAAGAAUAUGAAGAAAGGGCUGUUCAAGUGUCUGGAAGGUUUGAAAGGCAUGAAAUGUGAUCCAUUUUCAUUAUCAUCAUCUUCCCUUUCACACGUAGACCCUAAUCUAUUGGUAGUAGUAACUGUGCUUAGGGAAGUGAGGAUGGCAACUAUAUCAGUUGUUGAAUCGAUUUUGUCUUUGAUGUCUACACCUAAGGCAAAACCAAUAAUUAACAAGAGAUCUUUCAUUUCGAAGUUGAUGCGAGUUAAACGAGUUGCCAAUGUGUUCGAAGAUGAGGAUGAAGGGGUGGAUGCAGAUACCUUUGUUGCCCUUCACGAGUACAAUUUCUGUGAGAAAGUGUCUGAAAUUCAAACUGCAAACAAGAGGUUAGAAGUGUUGGAAGGUGCCAUUGAAGGUCUUGAAGUUGAAUUGGAGUGCAUGUUUAGACGUUUAAUUCAAACUAGGGUUUCAUUGCUCAAUAUACUUAACCACUAA
Papaver somniferum (opium poppy) is the source of this 789-nucleotide messenger RNA. RefSeq lists its product as uncharacterized. Gene Ontology annotation, biological process: root development; shoot system development. Lineage: Eukaryota; Viridiplantae; Streptophyta; Magnoliopsida; Ranunculales; Papaveraceae. The transcript has a single exon. The record is from RefSeq and is a predicted model, not a curated record. The coding region runs from base 1 to 789 and encodes 262 amino acids.